Messenger RNA from Paramormyrops kingsleyae, 2546 nucleotides. RefSeq names its product N-acetyllactosaminide alpha-1,3-galactosyltransferase-like. Lineage: Eukaryota; Metazoa; Chordata; Actinopteri; Osteoglossiformes; Mormyridae. Gene Ontology annotation, molecular function: hexosyltransferase activity. The record is from RefSeq and is a predicted model, not a curated record. Gene Ontology annotation, cellular component: Golgi apparatus; vesicle; membrane. Gene Ontology annotation, biological process: carbohydrate metabolic process.
CAAAGCCAGUCUGGAAGCAGAAGUUGUUAUCCUGCACAUGAAAUAACAGACAUUCGCGUAAAGUAUAAUAGUAUUUCUUUGGGAUUUGCUUAAGACAGCUAUAAGAUGGAACCUGUUUUUGUUAUUUUAAUGACCAAUCUUAUGAAACUUCGGCCAGCCGACAUAUAUUAAACGUAGCCUUGGAUGUACAUAUACGUCUGUGUAUUUAGUAGACUCUAUAUACCAUCAGUACGUUUUGGGGCUAAUGUUUUAUCCUCUGUUUUUUUUUGCUCUGAAAAGACCCGCCCUGACCUUCAAUACGUAGCCUAUACGUUUUGGAUUCAUUAUUAUGUGGGACUCGAAAGCGGAACGGAAGGCAGUUUUUUUCUCUCCUGCGUUAAAUUGGUCCUUUCCUGUUCAUACGUCAUUGUGAAUGACGGUGCAUCAUUUGAAUGCAGUACGCACGUCAAAAUGAGGGACUGUUCUGCACGAAGCAAAUUUGUAAGAUCCUGGUUGAAGCAGGCAAGCAGGGCCAAAGUCAAAAUAUGUUUCGCUUUGUGUGCAGCUGUGGUGAUUUUUGUGAUUUUUUUUGGUCACUGCGCUAUACGCCUGCAGUGUGCAAGCCAGAGGUGACAGUGGCAAGGAAAAACUCCCUAGAAGGAAGAAACCUUGGGAGGAACCCAGACCCAAAGGAGGAGCUCAUCUUUCAGGGGCUGGCAGAGGAAGUCAAAUGAACAAAGUCUUGAUUUAUAUGCUCCGAUUUGUUAAGUCCAGGCAGCAGGGCAGGCAGGAGAGGCGUCGCAGGCAGGAAGAACGUCACAGGUUUUUUCAAGAACUCUAUGCCAUGGGGAAAUGCCCAUUAAACUACAAUGAGAAGUUAAAGUCUCAGAAUGAGUUGGACAGCUCACUGGAUCUCUGGUCCAGAGUAGAUGUUCAGACGUGCACAAAAUGGGGAGCACCUAUUAUGUGGGAGGGGACUUUUGAUCCAGGAGAUUUCGACCGACACCACAUACAGAAGCGCACCUCUGUGGCACUGACUGUAUUUGCUAUUGGAAGAUAUUUGGAAGUUUACCUCAAGGAAUUCCUUAAAUCUGCUGAGCAGUACUUCAUGGUGGAGUUACCAGUGACAUAUUACAUCUUCACGGACAUCCCAGAAUUUGUGCCUAAAGUUAAGCUUAUGAAGCAGCGGCACAUGAAGGUCAUUCAGGUCAAAAAUCAAAAACGCUGGCAGGACAUCUCCAUGCUGCGCAUGAAGACCAUUGCGGACUUCAUUGAGUCACACAUCCAGCACUGGCACCAGUACAUCUUCUGUUUUGAUGUGGACCAGGUCUUCGUGGGUCGCUUCGGCUCAGAAGCUCUCGGCGAAACAGUGGGCCUGCUGCAUGCAUUUUACUAUCGCAGUCAUGUGAAGGACUAUACCUAUGACCGCAACCCUGAAUCGGCAGCGUACAUGGUGACUGGGGACUUCUACUACCAUGCAGCCAUCUUUGGGGGAACGUGGCAAGGGGUGAAGAACAUAACAGAGUUCUGCCAUCAGGGCAUCAUGAAGGACAAAGAGAAAAACAUUGAGGCCUUGUGGCAUGACGAGAGUCACCUCAACAAGUACUUCUGGCUCCACAAGCCCAGCAAAGUGCUUUCCCCAGAGUACUGCUGGUCCACAAUCAUUGGGUUCCGCUUUGACAUCCGAGUUCAUCGUCUUCUUUGGGCAACAAAGUUCUACGACAUACUUAGAACUUAAGCAAAACCUUGAACUAAGGACAAGAGAGUAUAACUGAUAUUUGUAUUUUUUGCAUACUAAAGUUUUCAUGUAAUCCUGGUUUCAUAAUCUUACAGAUUGUACUUGGAUGGUGUCAUGGUACUGCUGUACCUGCCAACAGACAUGGCGUUCUGAUCCAAACUGCACUAAUGGCUGCAUCACCUUGACCUAAGAUAUGUUCUGUGUGAAACGCUGUGCUCAAAACUCACAUGUAUCAGUCUUUAAACCAUUUUCUAUAGGCCUUGUUUGCGGAUGCAAAUAAACAUGGAUGUAAUUUACACAAAAUAUACUUUGUUUACAUGAAGAGAAUCUCUCCAGUCUGGCACUAUAUUUAAUAACAGGAGAAAUUUAAUUUGUGCAUAGAGGUGCACAAAUUAAAUAUAUCAAUUUAAAUGAUGAAAAUGGAUGUCUGAUUUAUGUAUUGUGAAUGUAUGGUGUCCAGUAAAAUUAAGUAUUCAGGUUGCCAUGUUGUGGUAUGCUGUGGGACUCAUCUAAUUUAAAGUACCGUCUGAGACCCUACAAGGGUCAUGCUGCUAUUAAGGGGAUCGCUUGCAGUGCAGAGUCGGGCUGAUUGAGUGUUAACCUUUAGUUAACCAACGAGGAACAAUGGUGACAACGAUAGUGACACAUUGCAGUGCUUCUGAUCAUAUUUUGAACUCAAACUCACAAUUUGAAAGACACACAUACCAUCUAUGUAUUUUACUAAUUUUCUGCAGUUUUAUGUUUUGAUAAAUUACUGCUGAGUCCUUGCAAUGUAGUACAAACGCCAUACUUAAUCAUUGACGAAAGAUUAAAAAGCCUGAACAAACAA